AUACGCAAACAUGGGUGUUGGCCUCUCUCGCGUGCACGUAUAACUCUCGAGGCUUCGCACGUAUAGUAGGCGGCUGCUGCUCCAUUUCGACGUGCCGACUCUAAUUGAAGAAAUACCGGCGCGAGUUGACCGAUGAUCCCAGCUGUAAUUCCUCCGCUGUCGGCCUUCCGCGCGCGCGAUAUUUUCGCGAUUCGCGGAAUGUAUCGACGGCUGUGUGUGUGUGUAUGUGUGUGUAUGCUACUGAUGCACUGGCUUAAUUAUAGAUUCUGAUCCGAUGAUGCUCGUGGGCUCUUAAUAGAACCGAUAGCGUGUUGAGUCUUCGGCGGGAGAUUUUUACAAACGCCGUUGAAUUCUGAUAAUCCAUCCGUCACAUUAUAGAGAUGAGCUGCAAUCAUACAGAGUUGAGAGAUUCCGGGAACGUCGUGGAGCGUUUAAUUGAUAUAUAGGAGAGAAAAAAUUCAGCACCAAGUGGAUCUCUGCGUUAUAGUCACACACGAGAUGAGCUUGUCACAAAAUCUCGUCGCUCCGACAGGACGAUGAUAAUCAUCAUUAUGAGCAGACAUAUUGCACGGCUUGGAUCAUUCCUCGAAAUAGCAUAUUCGCGCGCGCGCGCGCGUCUAUAGCCUGCGCGGACACCUACUAGAGUACGAGAGUACUCUCUGCCAAGGCUCAUCCUAUUAUUUUUCAUUUCCUCCUAUUCAUCGACUCGGCUCAUACAUGUGUGCAGCGCCGUCGCGGAGAGUCGAUUAUCUAACGCUGUACUAUGCGGCGCGAUGCUUGUCAGCUGCUGCUGCGUCGACGUCUUCGGUGCAGCAAUUUGCAGCUAGCAAACGGCGCUUACCUAUAUACACAGAAAGGUCGGAACGUGACUCGUUUAUAACGCAUCUUUCAUUAUUUUUUUCUCUCGCUUUUCUCGUCGGCGUUCAUUGAUACACUUUGCUUGUUUUCGUCCGUACUUACUGCAGCCAUCGAGUCUCUCUUUUAAUCGUCGCAAGUGUCGGAAUGUGGUUUUGAUUCUGGAGCGUAUAUAAUAGCCGAGUCUUACAUAAGUAGAAAAAAAAAAUGUAGUUAUUGCGAUCUUAGAUAUAAUACGCACACGCGCACACAGACGAGCAGUCGUUAGUGUAUAAUCAUGAACCAAGAAUAAAACACAUACACUCGCACACACAUGGGUAUAUGGAUCUAUAUCAACUACGUUCAAUCUGCGUGAUGAUUAUUGCAACGAUACUGUGAGCUAGCUAUUAAGUAUUACAAUACAGGAAAUAACUGGUCGUAAAGACGAAAAUAAAAGAAAAAUUACAAUUAUCUAUUAAUUAAUCAGAAGAAGAGGUGGUGGUGGUGGUGGUGGUGGUACACACGUGAGCGAGCUUCGCAAUAAAAGGUAUACAAAAUGACGUGUUGCUCGACAAUAAUUGUACGGUAGACAGAUAGAGUCAACUACUGAGACAGACGAGUAGAUAAUAAUAAAUAAUGCGUGUACUUUGGAGCUAUAUAGGAAGUAGAUUUAAUCAUAUACCACUGAGGCUUCGAAAUGUUUUUCGUUUCUCAUUUUCGUAUUUAACAUUGAUCGAGUGACAUCGAAACUCUCGUACGUUUCGAUUUCACCGAGGACGAUAAUAAAAUUUUGGGUGACAACACACACAUAAUGUACACAGGUGGAAUUGAAAUCAUAUAUAAGAGACACACAUAUAUAAAAUAUACAAAAGUCGAAGAAUAACAAAAGAGAAAAUAUAAUAUGGCAAUAACGUGAUACGUGUGAAAAAAUAUAAGGUGAACGAAAAAUUAGAAGAAGAAGAAGAAGAAGUGAACGAGACAGAGUGACAGAGACAACUUACGAGUGUAGGUCAUUUGGCCCUGGUAGUAGGAAGGGAGGUACACGUGUUGCGCGUGAGGCGGUUGCCCGUACACAUUCAUGGCCGCCAUGCCGAUUUCGUCGCCACCUAUGGCAUCGUACGUCACCCAGGAAGGCAAUGUUGGAUUUCAAUUGGAUCCCGAGCGUCGAGACGCUCAGUUUGGAGAAGGAAUUCGCGACUGGUUUAAAAACAUGAAGAACAAGCUGGGAUUUGGAAAUAAAGACACAUCUAAGCAAGUCGAACUACCGAAUCCGUUUGAUUUGAAUUCCAGUCCAAAUCUGAAACUUUAUCAGGCCAGUGAAUCACCAUCGGAUCGACUGGUGAUUCAGCCUGGAAACUUCUUUCUAGACUUAUCAAACGUGAAAUUCGACCCUGACCGGGACUGGGGAUUCCGCGUCAGCAAUUGGUACGUAAUACGCAAAGCCCCAACCACUGAACCGCCCUUCUAUACCAACAAACCUAUUGAAGAAUGGGCCAACUGGAACGAAUACUCAUCGAGUUCCGUGGAAGAUGUCAUCAAACUCGGUCCAAAAGAUCAAGUAAAGCCCAAACCUACCGAACCAUCCAGUUUUACAACUGGAACGAUUUUCCGGAGCACGAUACCGGAAAUGACGACACCUAGAACUACUUCCGCGUUGCCGGAAACGACGAUGAUGAGUAAGAAGAAGACGGCCAGUGCAGAGAAGAAAGAAUCGAGUGAAAAUUCUGUGGUAGUUAUGCCUGUGCAAGAUUUGAGCGUGGAAAUUCUGAGACCGACUGCUUGAGCUUUCGAUAGAACGAAGAAGGUUGUACGAGGGAAAAGUGGAGGCGAGCCAAGAUUUGAGAAAAGUGGGAGAAAUGAAGAUGAUGAAAUUUUUGCGAAUGUUUGUUAAACCUAAAUAAUGUUAUUGUAAUUAAUAAAUUCAUUUACAAAUUCGGUGUUCACGAAA
Molecule: messenger RNA, 2782 nt
Organism: Nasonia vitripennis (jewel wasp)
Lineage: Eukaryota; Metazoa; Arthropoda; Insecta; Hymenoptera; Pteromalidae
Exons: 3
Coding region: 1913-2617 (234 amino acids)
Source: RefSeq, a predicted model, not a curated record